This is a messenger RNA of Oldenlandia corymbosa var. corymbosa, 1818 nucleotides long. The record is from the annotation of a GenBank genome assembly. Lineage: Eukaryota; Viridiplantae; Streptophyta; Magnoliopsida; Gentianales; Rubiaceae.
AUCCAAGAAAAAAAUUAAUUAUAAAGAAGGACAUGGGAAUCCACUAAACAUUCCCCUUUAGCCCCUCCAUUCCCACCUGGCUUUCCUUCUCUGCCAGUCUGCUACACUUAGGAAACUGCCAAACUGCCAACCCAGAUCCUCCCCACAUUACACUGUCUUCAUCCCCAAAAAACGACGCCGCAUCCCAUCAUGGAAUAAUCAUUCUAUAUAAUUCAAUUUUUAUUUUAUUUUAUUUUUUAUUUUUAAUUUUACUUCCUCAUAGGAAGGCAAUAAGAAAGAUUCGUUUCUCUUACACGCUCACUAAUUUGCCGCAUCAUUUUCAAACCAUUUUUCCCUUCAUCUUUCCUUUCCCUUUUCCCUUCCGUUUCGUGUUCCUCGUCUUUUCAAAUUCAGAUCUCUCGUCUCCUUUUCCGGCGUGGAGGGAAGAGAUCAUUUGAUACAGAAAAGGAGUGAAAAAAAAGAGUACGUAGAUGGCGAAUAGAGUGGACCAUGAGUAUGAUUAUCUGUUCAAGAUCGUCUUGAUUGGCGACUCUGGCGUUGGAAAAUCCAACAUUCUUUCUAGGUUUACUCGGAAUGAGUUCUGUUUGGAGUCUAAAUCUACCAUCGGUGUUGAAUUCGCCACCCGUACCCUUCAGAUAGAGGGAAAGACAGUCAAGGCGCAGAUAUGGGAUACUGCUGGACAGGAAAGGUAUCGGGCUAUUACCAGUGCCUACUAUAGAGGAGCUGUUGGUGCUCUUCUUGUCUAUGACAUAACCAAGAGGCAAACUUUUGAUAACGUCCAAAGGUGGCUCCGCGAAUUGAGGGAUCAUGCGGAUUCCAACAUUGUCAUCAUGAUGGCUGGAAACAAGUCUGACCUCAACCACCUCAGAUCCGUUCAAGAGAAUGAUGGCCAAGCUUUGGCUGAGAAGGAAGGUCUCUCAUUUCUUGAGACUUCUGCGCUAGAAGCUCAUAAUGUCGACAAGGCUUUCCACACUAUUUUGACAGAAAUAUAUCACAUUAUUAGCAAGAAGGCAUUGGCAGCUCAGGAAGCAGCAGCAACCACGGUGCUUCCUGGUCAGGGUACAACCAUCAACGUCAAUGAUUCGGCUGGUAACACAAAGAGAGCCUGCUGUUCUACCUAAGUUAGAAUUUCUAAGAAAUGGGUAGCAACUACGGAUUCCUUUUGUACUCCUUUCGUAAAAUUAUUCCCCUUUUUGUCGGGUAACAGCAGCGGAUUGUAGAAAUACUUCAUUACUUCACCGUGACGAGAAAAAGAUCUUACUAAUGGUAAAAAGUAUGUAGUGAUUUAGAAGGAACUUGGAUCAUUGAUAUGAUACUUGUUAGUUUUGUUCAUUUACACUGGUAAUUGGUUUGCCGAACUGAAACAAAUUCAACAUUUUAUUAAGGAGGCCCUGAGUGAGUAGCAUUUCACUCAUAGAUUACCUUCUUUGUUUACCGCUUCUAUUCGCAUCUGGUAUGAAGGUUCAUUUUUGAUUGUUUGAUGGAGCAUUUAGGUCUUCUUUUUCUUCCAUUUGACUUUCUGGGAAAUGUGAAAAUGAACGGGAAGUAAUCUUUGGCCAUAUAAGAACACUGUACGGCCAACACGAAGAAACCAAAUUUGAUGUGGACAUGUAAGAAGUUGAAUAUUAGGGGUAUAUUUACGUACAACUAUUUUGACCAGGUCUGUUGAUGUAACUAUUAUGCUUUGUGUAAUGGUAUUAUUUACUUAAGAAAAUGAAGGUUUUCCUUUGCGGUCCCUCUCCAGUCUACCUGCCUUUUGUCCACUCAUGAAUAUAAUUUGCCCCUAAUUUGAUCAAAACAUAAACAAAACAAUUAUUG